ACAGUACUUUAUUUUCAAAAGCAGGCACUGGCUCACUGUGAAGGGAUGUAUGUCACACAUUAUGAGGCGCCUGUAAUUCUGUACGUUGCUGUAUGUGUCUCGAGCACAACAAAGGACGACACUCCCCUCUUGGCGCAAUGAACCGCACGCGCUCCCUCUCAUUCUACCCAUGAUGCCCCGCGCGCGUCUGCUUGGAUCGAGCCGCCAUGUUGUCGGUGUGAAAGCUAGGGAGCUGCUGCAAACCGGGGCUGAAAUCCGUCACCAUCCGCAUCCUCCACCUUCUCUGGUGGAAUGAGCGUAGCGUGUGUGUUGAAGAGGAAAGCUGUGCUCUGGCAGGAUUCGUUCAGCCCCCACCUGAGACUGCCUCCCCCUGACAGGCCAUUACCCAGCAUGCCUGUGGUGCUGAGUGCUGCGGGCCACACCCCCCAACCUGGCCCUUCUCCUCAGGCCCCUCCCCCCACGCAGGGAGCGGGACGCUCUCAAGAUGACGCCAUGGUGGAUUACUUCUUCCAACGGCAACAUGGCGAGCAGCCAGGCUACAACAAUUGCAAACACCGCUGGCCGACUGGUGACAACAUUCAUGGAGACAACCAGGUAGAAGUACGAUCAAUGGAUGAACUUAACCAUGACUUCCAGGCACUUGCACUAGAGGGCCGAGCUAUGGGAGAGCUCCUUACUGGGAAGAAGUUUUGGGAAAGUGAUGAUUCAGGGAAAGAUGGACCAAAAGGGAUCUUUCUGGACCAGUGGAGAGACAGCGCUUGGGGAGCUUCUGAUCACUCAGUUUCCCAGCCAAUCAUGGUGCAGCGCCGACCAGGCCAGGGCUUCCAUGGCGUCGGAGAGGCCGGAUCUGUGCUGUCGCCACGUUCUGAGAGUGGCGGAUUAGGCGUCUCCAUGGUGGAGUAUGUUCUUAGCUCCUCCCCUGCUGAAAAAAUGGACUCGUGUCUGCGCAAAGGAGCCUUUGGUCCAAGAGAGCCUGAGGCGGAUGACCCUGAGAAAAGGGUAGAGCAAAAGCCCAAAACAACCUUUGAUCCUGAGCGGAUGGAACUUAAAGAGACAGAGCCGGAUGUUUUGGAUAACCCCAAUGGACUGCCCAAUCAGAAUGGACUAGAUGUUGAUGUUAAGGAUUUUAGCCGUGCUCCUGGUAACUGCCCUCCGACUGGUCCAGAGGUGGAGUUGGGUGGGCCAGAAAUGGCUGGAGGUGCAGGGCCAAAACCAGCAGAGGAGUUCUCAAAUAUCGAAACCCAAAAUGUGACCCUGGACCCCAUGGAAUCUGUUUCCAUGGAGACUUUACAGUUUGCAGAUUACACUGGAGGCCAGCUGCCUCUUGACUCUACAGCUGCUACUGUCGGCCUGUUUGACUACAACUCCCCUCAGCAGCUGUUCCAGAGGCCCAGUGCUUUGGCAGUACAGCAGCUCACCGCGGCCCAGCAGCAGCAGUACGCCCUCGCCGCAGCUCAACAACAACACAUCGGUUUGGCCCCAGCUGCAUUUGUACCGAAUCCAUACAUCAUCAGCGCUGCUCCGCCUGGCACUGAUCCAUAUGCUGCCGGCCUCGCUGCUGCUGCCACUCUAGGUCCAGCAGUGAUGCCCCCUCAGUACUAUGGUGUGACUCCAUGGGGCGUGUAUCCUGCCAACCUAUUCCAACAACAGGCUGCCACCCCCUCCAACUCGGCCAACCAGCAGUCAGCAGCACAGAACCAGCAGAACCAACAGCAGGUGAUGCGUGCAGGUGGUAACCAACGACCUAUGACUCCCAGUCAAGGACAGCAAAAUCAGCAGACAGAGCAGCUUGUAGCUGCAGCAGCUGUGAAUUCUGCCUUGGCGUUUGGGCAGGGGCUGGCAGCAGGCGUACCUGGUUAUCCUAUGUUGGCUCCAGCUGCGUAUUAUGACCAGACAGGGGCACUUGUUGUGAAUACAGGUGCUCGCGGUGGACCGGUUCGACUUAUGGCCCCUGCAUCGGUUAUCAUCAGCCCAUCAGCAGCAGUGGCUGCUGCUGCUGCCUCAGCAGGUGGGGCUAAUGCCGGUCUUGGCGGUGGAGCAAGUGGUGCGUUCCGUGCAUUGAGUUCCCAGCAGGCUCCGGGGCAGCAAGGGAGUGGGGCUUUGGGAGGAAGCUCUUUUUAUGGGAGUGGCUCGCCAGGCUCCUCCUCACAGAGCUCUUCACUAUUUUCACAAGGCUCUGCUCAGCCAGGAAGCACCUCACUUGGAUUUAAUGCCAACCCAUCUUCUUCUCUGGGAGCCACGCUUGGAGCAGCACUCGGGGGUUUUGGCACAGCAGUGGCUAAUUCCAGUUCCAGUGGAUCCCGUCGAGAUUCUCUGACGGGUAGCUCUGAUCUGUACAAGCGCACACCCAGUAGCCUCACCCCUAUUGGCCAUGGGGGCUUCUAUAAUGGCCUCAGCUUUAGCUCCUCCCCUGGCCCAGUCGGCAUGCCUCUUCCAAACCAAGGCCCCUCCCACUCUCUCACCCCGCCACCCUCGCUCUCAACUCAUGGAUCUUCGAGCAGUCUUAACCUUGGUGGACUGACCAAUGGCAGUGGGCGAUUCAUCUCUGCAGCUCCAGGAGCAGAGGCCAAGUACCGCAGUGCUACCACUGGCUCAUCUCUCUUCAGUCCUAGCAGCCAGCUCUUCCCAUCAUCACGGCUACGUUACGGCAUGUCUGACGUGAUGCCAUCGGGACGUAGCCGUCUGCUUGAGGACUUCAGAAACAACCGUUACCCCAACCUGCAGCUGAGAGAAAUCGCGGGACACGUCAUGGAGUUCUCUCAGGACCAACAUGGCUCCAGGUUUAUCCAGCUGAAACUGGAGAGAGCAAGUCCUGCAGAACGUCAGUUGGUCUUCAAUGAGAUACUACAGGCGGCCUACCAACUCAUGGUUGAUGUGUUUGGAAAUUAUGUCAUCCAGAAGUUCUUUGAGUUUGGCAGUCUGGAUCAGAAGUUGGCACUGGCUGAGCGGAUCCGUGGCCAUGUUUUAUCCCUGGCGCUGCAGAUGUAUGGCUGCAGAGUGAUUCAAAAAGCUCUGGAGUUUAUCCCUUCGGACCAACAAGUCAUUAAUGAGAUGGUUCGGGAGCUUGACGGACACGUUUUGAAGUGUGUGAAGGAUCAAAAUGGCAAUCAUGUGGUGCAGAAGUGCAUUGAGUGUGUCCAGCCUCAUGCUCUUCAAUUCAUCAUUGAUGCCUUCAAAGGACAGGUGUUUGCUCUGUCCACACACCCAUAUGGUUGUCGGGUGAUCCAGCGUAUUCUGGAGCACUGCCUGCCUGAGCAGACUCUACCGAUACUGGAGGAAAUCCAUCAACACACCGAGCAGCUGGUCCAGGAUCAGUAUGGGAAUUAUGUAAUUCAGCAUGUGUUGGAGCACGGCCGCGCGGAGGACAAGAGCAAGAUUGUAUCUGAAAUCCGUGGAAAUGUUUUGGGGCUCAGCCAGCAUAAGUUUGCCAGUAAUGUGGUGGAAAAGUGCGUGACCCACUCGUUGCGUGCUGAGAGGGCGAUGCUGAUUGAUGAGGUGUGCAGUAUGGCAGACGGGCCGCACAGUGCCUUAUACACCAUGAUGAAGGACCAGUACGCCAACUAUGUUGUGCAGAAGAUGAUCGAUGUGGCCGAGCCGACACAACGCAAGAUUGUAAUGCACAAGAUCCGGCCCCAUAUUGCGACGCUGAGGAAAUACACCUACGGAAAGCACAUCUUGGCCAAGCUGGAGAAGUACUACAUGAAGAACGGCGUUGACCUCGGCCCACUCUGUGCACCCCCUAAUGGCAUCAUGUAAACACUUCCCAUAACUCCUGUAGGAUGCCGGUCUGUGUGCACGUGUGUGUGUGUGUGUGUUUGUCCACACCCGAUGACGUAAGGAGGAUGGGGUGGAAUGGACGAUAACCUUCCUCUCAUCACUGAGUCAUCCCUGGGUUGUUGUGACCCCUUUUUGUUGUUGUUUUUCCUCUCCCUUUUAGCAUUUCUUCCUGUUUUCACUCUACUACCUUAAUAAUGGUCUUUUUUUUUUUUUUAAUCCUGAAUGAAAUGAGAGAAUAUUUGAUUUAUCCCACGUUCGAUCAUGUAGGCUUGCGCGAACACACUUUAUUGCUUCGCAACACCUUUCUAACGCGCAUAUUCUUUCAUAACACACACGCACAUUAUCGCUAACACUUGAUUGCUAACACGCAGACAUUUAGCAUGGGAGACGUUUUUGGUCUUGCUUCUAUAAACUAUUUAGUGCAUACUUGGUGUAGACCUUUGCAUAUAUAUAUAAAUAUAUAUAUAACUUUGUAGUUUUUCUGGUUUUUGAUGUCCACUCUGUAUCUAUAAUCUUCCCCUGUAGUGAAUACAUACUUCUGAUUGUAUAAUUGUACAUUUGUAAACCUUCGCUAAUGUAAAUGUGGACUUGCUUCUACAGCCCUUUUUUGGUAUGAGGAGAAAAAAAAAUGACAAAAUGAAACAAAAAAAAAACAAAAACAUCUUGUGCAUUUCAGUGUAAAUUCUCACCUCUUUGGUUGUGGUUUCUGAGUUAUGAGUUGUUAUAUAUUGUAAAUUGUAAUAUCAGAUUUUUUGUUGGUUUUGAAGCCCUUUGAAUUAUUACUGCAUAGAUGUACAAAGAACAGAGAAAAGUGCGCACUCUGCUUUUAGCCAUUCACCAGCCACCUCUUUUUCACCUCCACUCAUCCCUUUCUUUUUUUAAGAUCUUUUAUAGUCCCUCCCUCGCUUCGGGGCAGGUAGCAGCAAGCGUGUUUGUGUGUAUGUGUUUGACGCGCUCGACUGCCCCGGGUCAGAGUCGGAGGCGUGUACAGAUUUGCCAUUCUUUUGUCUACUUGUAAGUGAUUGUAACAUACUGGCCAUUGGUUUUUGAUUUGGAACACACUCUGGUGUAUAUUUAAACAGCCUUGUGUAUAUUUCCUAUGAUUCUCUUUAUGCAGGCACACUUGUAACCAUAAUGUGUAUAGGUAACAGAUGCUGUGUGUGCUUUCUGCCUGGGCAACUAUUUUUUGUAACUCCAGUUGUAGAUUGUCUCUAAACAAUGUGUGAUCUUUAUUUUGAAACAAAACAAUGAAAAAAUUUCAAAAUUUCA
Carassius auratus (goldfish) is the source of this 5046-nucleotide messenger RNA. RefSeq names its product pumilio RNA-binding family member 1 (gene pum1). Gene Ontology annotation, biological process: regulation of mRNA stability; miRNA processing. The coding region runs from base 292 to 3756 and encodes 1154 amino acids. Lineage: Eukaryota; Metazoa; Chordata; Actinopteri; Cypriniformes; Cyprinidae. Gene Ontology annotation, molecular function: mRNA 3'-UTR binding. Gene Ontology annotation, cellular component: cytosol; cytoplasm. The transcript has 22 exons. The record is from RefSeq and is a predicted model, not a curated record.